Molecule: messenger RNA, 5151 nt
Organism: Hippopotamus amphibius kiboko
Lineage: Eukaryota; Metazoa; Chordata; Mammalia; Artiodactyla; Hippopotamidae
Gene: TUBGCP6
Product: tubulin gamma complex component 6
Exons: 25
Coding region: 191-5104 (1637 amino acids)
Biological process (GO): microtubule nucleation; spindle assembly; meiotic cell cycle
Cellular component (GO): equatorial microtubule organizing center; gamma-tubulin complex; spindle pole
Molecular function (GO): gamma-tubulin binding; microtubule minus-end binding
Source: RefSeq, a predicted model, not a curated record
UCGCGGGGCGGUGACGCAGCGGCGGCGGGAGCUGGGGCCGCGCGCUCUCCCCGGGGCGGCGGGGAGCGGGCGGACGGGCGGGCGGGCGCGCGGCCUGGCCCACGCUGCGUCCUCGGCGGAGGCGGUGCCGCUGCCGGCCGUCCCCUCUCCGGGGCCCCGACAGGCGAGCCCGGCGGCGCGCGCUGGGGGCAUGGCCAGCGUCCCGCAGCUGGUGGACGAGCUGUGCGAGGCCCUGCUGCCGGCCGCGGAGGCUCCCUCGGGCCGGCGCCGCGGGGGCCGCAGGGGGGCCAAGCGGAGCCUCCGGAGGGUGGCCUACGACGCGCUCUUCUCCAGCCUCUUUCAGGAGCAGGGCCGCAGGCUGCAGCCCGGCCCCCCGAGGCUGCCGGUGAGAAACAGGCUCCUCAUGCUGUCCUUCGACUUGCGGGUGGGCGGCCUGCGCGCCGAGGCCGAGCGCCUGGAGGAGCUGCUGGAGGAGCUGGAGGCGGCGCCUCGCCGGCCGCCGGCGGAGCUGGGCGCCGUGCUGGACCUGCUGGUGCGGCUGGCGGGCAGCGGGCCCCCGCGAGUGCCGCGGCGCCGGCGGAGCUUCUUCCCGCACGGCCGGCCCGUCGGGAGACGCGUGCCCUACGGCGGCUACGACUGCGCCCACCUGAGCGGGCUGGAGGCGGACGUGCGGUCGCUCAUCUCCGGAGAGGAGUGUCUGUGUCGGGACCUGGUCCGGAAGACGCUGCAGGUGAUGGAGGCGGCGCCGGGCACUGGCCUGCCGGCCGUCGGGCUCUUCUCGUACGGCGACCCCUGCGAGGACAGGUUUGAGAGGGACACCCGCGUCUCGCUCUUCGGAGCCUUGGUGCACAGCCGCACGGCCGACCUGGACGUCCGCCUGGACCUGCCCCCGGUGCCGGACAGCGCAGACCUCUCCGGACUGGCCAUUAAGGUCCCUCCCAGUGUGGAUCAGUCGGAAGACGAAGGGUUCCAGUCCGCAUCCAACCUGACUCCUGAUUCCCAGUCUGAGCCGGGCGUGACUCCAGACGUUGACCUGUGGGACGCUGUGCUCACCUAUGAGGCCAGCAAGCGGAGGUGCUGGGAGCAAGUUGGAUGCCCCCCCGGCCACCGAGAGGAACCCUACCUCACCGAGGCAGGAAGGGACGCGUUCGACAGGUUCUGCCGGCUCCGCCAAGGGGAGCUGCAGGUGCUGGGCGGGGGCCUCCUGCAGGCCCCGCAGCCCGUCCUGGUGAGGGAGUGCGAGCUGGUGAAGGAUGCACUCAACGUCCUGAUUGGGGUCGUGUCCGCCACGUUUUCCCUCUGCCAGCCAGCUCAGGCCUUCACGGUGCCGCGGGGCCUGCACGUCUCGGGAGCGUCGCCUGAGAGUGUCCGCAGCCUCCUCUCAGAGGUGGCCGAGUGCGGGACCCACUAUGCGCGCUUGAGCCGCUUCUCUCUGCAGCCUGCGCAGGGCUCCUCGUGCAGCAGGGGCCUCGUGUUCCAGGCCUUCACCAGCGGCCUGAGGAGGUACCUGCAGUACUACCGGGCUUGCGUGCUCUCUACCCCGCCCACCCUCAGCCUCCUCACCAUCGGCUUCCUCUUCAAGAAGCUGGGCCGGCAGCUCAGGUACCUGGCUGAGCUCUGCGGUGUGGGCACUGGUGGAGGAGAGCCUAGGGCUGCGUUCCCCACGGGGGUGAAGCUGCUCUCCUACCUCUACCAGGAGGCCCUGCAUAACUGCAGCAACGAGCACUACCCGGUCCUGCUGUCUCUGCUGAAGACCAGCUGCGAGCCCUACACGCGGUUCAUCCACGACUGGGUGUACAGCGGGGUCUUCAGGGACGCUUACGGCGAGUUCAUGAUCCAGGUGAACCACGAGUACUUGGGCUGCAGAGAUAAGUUUUACUGGACCCACGGCUACGUGCUCAUCUCCAAAGAGGUGGAGGACUGCGUGCCCGUGUUCCUGAAGCACGUCGCCCACGACGUGUACGUCUGCGGGAAGACCAUCAACCUGCUGCGGCUCUGCUGCCCGCGGCAUUACCUGUGCUGCUCCGACAUCCCGGUCCCUCGCAUCUCCGUGGUCUUCUCCCUCGAGGAGCUGAAGAACAUUGAGAAGGACUGUGCCACCUACGUGGGCCGCGUGGAGAGCGUGGCACGCCACAGCUGCAUCAGCAGAGAGGAGAAGGAAUUACGAAUGGAAAUCGCAAAACAGGAAUUAAUUGUCCAGGCCCGGGAAGCGGCGUCCAGGGUGCUGAGCGCACUCAGCGAUCGGCAGGUGUCUGAGCGGGCGGCGUUGGAUGCCCAAAAGCGAGAGCAGUUUCAGAGGCUGAAGGAGCAGUUUGUGAAGGACCAGGAGCGACGCCGGGCGGCCAGGCAGGAGGAGCUGGACGACGACUUCAGCUACGCCCGCGAGCUCCGGGACCGGGAGAGGAGGCUGAAGGCCCUGGAGGAGCAGCUGGAGAAGAAGGCCAGGCAGGCGCUGGUGGAUCAUUACAGCAGGCUGUCUGCAGAGGCAACGCGUCGUGAGCAGAAGGCGCUGUGGAUGGUGCAGAGGCGCAGGCUGGCCGGCGCCCGGCGGCGCUUUCUCUUAGAGGAUGAGAAACGCGUGCAGGCGAUGCUGGAAGACGUGGCUGAGGGGAAGCCCCUAGAGCCGCCAGCCUUCCUCCCUGGUGCCCGUGCCCAGGCCUCCUUUCCAGGCCCCGAGUGCCCAGAUGCCGCCGGCAGCUGUGAGUCUGGGCGUGCAGAGCGGCUCGAGGCUGCCCGUGGCGACCCUGACACGCGGAGCCUGCCGACGCCCCAGCCCCUCGCGUCUGCAGCAGCGGGGGCCUGCAGCUCGGGGCCAGGAGCAGGCCCACUGUCGGGGCCGUUCUCUGCGGGCCUCAGCAUCGGAGACUUCCUGCCCGUGGCCCAGGGCGCUGAGCAGCCUGUGCUCACCAGCUCGGCCCCCAUCCUGGAGGAGGCACUGCAGACCAUUGGCUCGGACGCACCUCCCUUGGCUCCGUCCUCAGCAGGGGCCACAGGGCCCUCUGGGCCACAGGAGUAUGAUUUCAGAACCAUCCUGAGGCCAGCUGUGGCCACCCCAGCGUCCCCAGGGUCCCUCCAGGCUGCAGGAGGUGGCUUGGGCAGCAGGGGGCAGCUGUUGUGGGAGGACACUCACAUGCGGCUGGACACGUGUGUCCCGGAUGGACAGGUGGCUUUACCUCCCCUGCACCCCCCCCAGCACCCCUCCCCCCAGGAGAGCAGCCAGGCCACAGGGCAGCCCCUCGGGCACGUGGCUGAGCCUGCAGAGGGUUACGCCUCCUCCCGGCGACGGCCGCGGUGGAACAUCCAUGGACACGUGUCGGACGCCAGCAUCAGGGUUGGGGAGAACGUUUGGGACGUGGUCCCCUCCCGGCCACGGUGGAACAUCCACGGACACGUGUCUGACGCCAACAUCAGGGUUGGGGAGAACGUGUGGGACGUGGCCCCCUCCCAGCCACGGUGGAACGUCCACGGGCAUGUGUCUCAGUCCAGUGUGAUGCUGGGGGUGCUCUCGGGGGAAGCCGAGCCCCAUGUGCCCAGGUCCUCCUGGGUGCCCCCUGACCACGGGUCCCAGUCAGGCCUCUGCUCGGGAGCCGAGAGCACUACCCAGGAACGUGAGCCGCGGCCACCUGCAGAGGCGUCCUCAGGCGGCUGCAGCACACAGGUGGCUGGACCUGGCUCUGGUCUUGGGGAGGAGAGUGGACCCCGGGCCGAGCUGUCCGCAGAGGCUGCACCCGCUGCUCGGGGAGACGGCACCCCUGUGGGGCCAGGCCUGGGGACGAGUGCGGACUCCAAGGACCACUCUCCAAGUCACCCUCCAAGCCCACAGGAGGGCGUGGACACCCGGAGCAGCCCCAGCCCUGGCGAGGAGGCGGCCCAGCGCUGGGACAGGGAGCAGGCCUACCUGGCGGGCCUGGCGGGGCAGUACCGCCUGGAGCAGUACCCAGACAGCUACGAGGCCAUGUCAGAGCCUCCUGUUGCCCGCCUCCUGCACCACGGGCUGCCCCGAGCCUUCGCCCUCCCCGAGGACCCGGGGGUCCAGUCAGACGCAGACGAGAGCGCAGUGCAGCUGAGCGAGCAGCUCCCGCUGCCCGUGCUCAUGAAGCACUCCCUCUCCGCCCCGCUGGCCGCCCACGUCUCCCUGGUGAACAAGGCCGCGGUCGACUACUUCUUCGUGGAGCUGCAGCUCGGGGCGCACUUCGAGGCGCUGCGGCACUUUCUGCUGAUGGAGGAUGGGGAGUUUGCGCAGUCCCUCAGCGACCUGCUCUUUGAGAAGCUCGGGGCGGGGCAGACGCCCGGGGAGCUCCUCAGCCCGCUGGUGCUGAACUCCGUGCUGAGCAAGGCCCUGCAGUACAGCCUGCACGGCGACAGCCCGCAGGCCGCCAACCUCUCCUUCGCUCUCAAGUUCCUGCCCGAGACGUUUGCCCCCAACGCCCCAGAUGUGCUGAGCUGCCUGGAGCUCAGGUACAAGGUCGACUGGCCUCUCAACGUCGUGGUCACCGAGGGCUGCCUGAGCAGGUACAGCGGCAUCUUCUCCUUCCUGCUGCAGCUGAAGCUCAUGAUGUGGACGCUCAAGGACGUCUGCUUCCACCUCAAGCGCACAGCGCGGGUGAGCCACGCGGCCGGCUCGGUGCAGUUCCGCCAGCUGCAGCUGUUCAAGCACGAGAUGCAGCACUUCGUGAAGGUCAUCCAGGGCUACAUCGCCAACCAGAUCCUGCACGUCACCUGGUGCGAGUUCCAGGCCAGGCUGGCCUCGGUGGGCGACCUGGAGGAGGUCCAGCGCGCCCACGUGGAGUACCUGCACAAGGCUGUUUUCAGGGGCCUGCUGACGGAGAAGGCGGCACCCGUCAUGAAUGUCAUCCGCAGCAUCUUCAGCCUGGUCCUCAAGUUCCGCAGCCAGCUCAUCUCCCAGCCCUGGGGCCCGGCCGGCGGCCCCCGCGGCCCCGAGCACCCCAACUUCGCCCUCAUGCAGCAGUCCUACAGCGCCUUCAAGUACUACUCCCAUUUCCUCUUCAAAGUGGUGAGCAAGCUGGUGAACCGCGGCUACCAGCCGCACCUGGAGGACUUCCUGCUGCGCAUCAACUUCAACAGCUACUACCAGGACGCCUGAGGCCUGUGCGCGCGGCCCGUGUGGCAAUAAAGGCGCCGCCCACCCUG